GCCCGGCCCGGCAGUCUCUAGUCAGCCCGCGGCGCGUCCACACCGCGUCUGAGAGAGAACCCCGCGCGCAUAGCGGCGGCCUGCAGACAGAGCUCACCCAGCUGGUCCGGUCCCACCCUCGAGCUCUAUUUGUUUUUCUAUUUCGUGUUCUUUCGGUCCCGUGAUAUUAUUUGAAGUCCUGUGCGCGUUCUCAAAAGAGAUAACGAAAAAAAAUCACACAAACAGUGACGAAGAAUUCGCCGCAGGGGUCACGAAUCCUGGAAUAACGACAUGUGACACCCUGCAGUGGACAUCUUAGUUGUUAAGUGAUAUAUAUAUAUAUAUAUAUAGUGAGUGUCAAGUGCGUGUGGCGGGCAACUCGAAGCACCGCGAAAACAAGUGUCGGACCCUUCCAAAACCACUACUAGUACUAAGGGUACUACUAGUUCUACAACCACCACCACCGCCAUCGCCAGCACGGCCAUGUCGAGCGUGAGCCGGUCUGGCUCGCCCACCCCCAGCACGGACAGCGACGUCCGAGUCCCCAUGGAGCACGCCGAUGACGGCCUCGGGCUGCCCCUGCCGCUGCCGCUGCCCCUGGGCCAGGCCCUGGGCGCGCCGGGCGGCUGGCACAUCCCGCGGCCCUCCCUGAGCGGCGCCUCGGGCUCGGCCGCGUCCGCCAGCGGCAGCGGCUGCUGCGGCUGCGGCAGGGGCAGCGGCGUCUGCGGCGGCGCCAAAGGCAAGGGGAGCGGCGGCGGCUGCCUGUGCCACGGCAGGCACUCCACGUCCUCCCAGGGCUCCAGCCACUGCUCCAGCUCGUCCAGCAUGGCCAGCAGCAGCAACAACAGCACGCAGAGUGGAUCGUCAGGAGCACUGCUCCUCACAGCUGCCAACCUUGCAGCGCUACGCCUGGAAUCACUACACCCAAACGACAAGCUCGGAAAGCCGCUCGACACGUUGUCAGUGGCGUCGUCAACCCACUUCACAGUUGUUAAUGGAAUAACUAGACGUACUGAAAAACCUCUCCCCAAGUGCUGCUGCAGGUCCCACCGCCUCACGGCACUUGUACUCUCCAUGUCAUGCAUCAUCUCCCUUGGAAUCUUUGGCGCGGUAUUUUACAUGGAGAUGCGAGCGAGAAGUCUUCAAGUCAUGUAGAGACCUUCUACUCUUAAGAGGAACAACAGCUCAUAUCCCAGUGUUAAAAUUGCAUCAAAAAUUAUGUGCUAAGAAAAGGACUUUUAGUACCUUACUGCUCCUCUUUAAAUUGUGAUCAAGACAUGACAUCUACAUCACUAGUAUUAUGAAACGUUUCCCCUUUUUAAAUACUCAAAGAACAUAUUCUAAGUUAUAUAUUGUUAUUUAUUGUCACUGAAUAUAGCAGAGGAGAGCUAAAUUAUGAAUCAGCUCCAGUACUCUAUAGUAUUGUAUUAGAUAAUUUUAAGAUUUCUUGUGCUUUGAUAUGAAAAUGCAAGCUGCCUAAAUCUCCUUGCAACUUACCUUUACAAAACCACCUAUUCUGGUUUUGCAAAAGUAAGGUGAAGUGAGAGCCACAAAGAAAAAUUAUAGAAAUAUAAGAGAGUUUCAGAUAAAUAUUUGGAGGAAUAAUAAAAAGGGAAAAAGUGAACUAGAGAUUCAAUAGAAUAAGCAAAAGCUGCAAUGUUAAAGAGUAAACAAGUCUCAAAUUCAUUUCUGUCAAACAAACUAGGGGUCAACCGUUGCGUUAUUGAAAGAAACCAAAUAUAAUUUAUGUUCCACUUGUGCCAAGAAAAAGUAUUAAAUUCUGAAAAGAUAUGCAAAUUGUGUUACAAAUUUGAAAGAUAAUACAGUUAAUCAAUGGAGUUUCUACCAGGGUCAGAGACUAAACAGGCAAAAAAUCAAUUCUGACAUGCGCCAAAUAUUUGAGACAAAAACUUACAAAGGGUAAACUGACUCUUUCAAGCAGCAAUCUUGAUAUUCAAAGGUACUGCUAUGCACUACAUAUCAAAAGAAUCCAAGGAAGUAACGAUGAAUGAUAGAUUUCUUUAUAAACUGUGAUAUGGAGGGAAGAUGGCUCUGCUGACUGUAAUGCUUGAUGGCAAAACAUUCAAAUUCAGCAUGGUGAGAAAUUUUGAUAAAUUAAUUAAGUUCAAUGUUUUAAUUGUGAUGAAUGAAAUGUAAUAAUCUCUGCUGUUGAAGAUAUGGCAGCUUAAAAUAGUUGAAAGUUUUGAGAGGCUGAGCUUCCUUUUCUCCUGAUACCAGCCAUUUAAUUUACUAGUGUGUGACUUUGUGUGAAUGUGUAUGUGUGAAAAUUUUAAAAGUUUGAGAAUAAAUUAUCUAUAUUCAAUGAAGGAUUAAAAUCCUCAAGAAAGGCGAUUCAGAUAAACCUCUAAGAGAUUUAGACAUUUGAUAUCGCGUCUCCCUAUAUUUGAAUACCAAACUAGAUCAAAACAAAUACAUCAUUCUAACUGUGGAAGGAUGUCAAAGGUUUGAAACAGAUACUGAGUUACAGUACAACAAGCUUCAUCCAGAUGAAAAAAAGUACUUCUUUUCCAAAAAAACACAUUGGUUGUAAAAUUACUGUGGAAUACCAUUAUUUUCUCAUGCAUGAUCACAAGAAGCUGAUUAUCUCCAUGGCAAUAAGAGAAUAGUUUCAGCUUCACAAGUCAAUAUUAUUUAUCAUGUAUUCUGAUUUUUAUUAUACUCUAUGAUACUUGCAAUAAAGUGUUUCGAGUUGUGA
This is a messenger RNA of Frankliniella occidentalis (western flower thrips), 2695 nucleotides long. RefSeq lists its product as uncharacterized. The record is from RefSeq and is a predicted model, not a curated record. NCBI's taxonomy places the organism in Eukaryota, Metazoa, Arthropoda, Insecta, Thysanoptera, Thripidae. The coding region runs from base 463 to 1134 and encodes 223 amino acids. The transcript has 4 exons.